Malassezia vespertilionis is the source of this 1014-nucleotide messenger RNA. RefSeq lists its product as uncharacterized. Lineage: Eukaryota; Fungi; Basidiomycota; Malasseziomycetes; Malasseziales; Malasseziaceae. The record is from RefSeq and is a predicted model, not a curated record. The transcript has a single exon. Bases 1 to 1014 code for a protein of 337 amino acids.
AUGCCAUCCCGCACGUUUGUGUCGACUGUGCUUCUUGGUGCGGAUGGGUACGAGAGCAAGCAGAUGGCCGAAUUAAAGUCGCUGCUGCGCCAUCGCGGACUCCCAGCCACCGGCCGCAAAGCCGACCUUGUGCAGCGCCUUAAGCAAAACGAUAUGGCUCGUGCCGGAUCGACCUUGACGCAAGCGCCGGAGAAGGGAAAGAAAGGCAAGGGGACGCGGCAAUCGAAGGAGCUGCGCAGGGGCAAAGAUGCCGCCGACCACGCUGCCGCUGAGACGCCACCUGCGCCACUCGAGCCUGGAUCGGUGAGCAGUCCGACCAAGGACCGUGAUGGUAACCUCGGGCAGUCAUCGCCGUCGCCCAGCGAGCCUGCGCCGAGCAACGCGCCGGGCAUGCCUGAGCACAAGGCGGAGCCCGUGCCAGAGACGUUCAACAUCAUAGUCCCGUACGAGAAGGAUCCCCCGGCGCCUGCUCAGUACAUUCCAUCUAUCGCUGCGUACGCGAACCCGUUCCAGGACUUUAGCGACUCAUACAAGCAGGACUGGCACAUGGCCCAAACGCCGAGGGUGCACGCGCUCGGAGAUUAUCACAUUGCCGUCAACGACAACAGCGGGCACCUUGCCCCUUUACCGUCGCAGCGGUCCAACGUCGUUAUGGAUCUCGCCUCCGAUUUCCUCCCAAUCCCGCUCUUCCGCCGCACACGCAAUACGGUCGAGCAGAUGCAGGAUUCCAUGCGCGGCGCGGCCGCGAGUAUCGGCGACGAGCUGAAGCGUGCGCUGCCCUUGGAAGCGCGCGCGAUCAAUGCGUCCAAUGCACGCCCUUCGGCACGCCGGCCGUUGAACGAGGGUGAGCGAACAGGCCUCGCUGUGGUGGGUGCCAUUGUCGCCACCGGCCUGUUCCUCAGCUACGUAGUCGAGUCGAGCGACAUGCGACGCGAACACAAGUCGGAUGCGUAUACACCCUCGAGCUAUUCUACAGGUGCUGGGAUCGUCGGGGCGGGAUGGCGCAAAGUCUAG